AUGUUCUGGUCGCUGCCCCGUGCCGCGGUGGGCGGCAUCCUGAACGGCAUGGAGGAGUCGCAGCGGCCCGCCGCCGCCGACGGCGCCGCCGCCGACCCCGACGCCUUCUUCGCCAAGAAGCACGCCGCCAAGCUGGCCUUCCAGCAGGCCAAGGGGCUGGCGGUGGGCGAGGAGAACAGGCUACUGGUGUUCAUGGGGCGCAUCACCCACCAGAAGGGCUGCGACAUCAUCGCUAUGGCGGCGCGCAGCAUCCUCAAGGGCAGCCGCGUGGCCCAGAUUGCCAUGGUGGGCCCCAUUGGCGACGAGUAUGGCGAGCAGGCCAAGCACAUGCUGGAGAAGGUGUCCCAAGCGUUCCCGGGCCGCGUGUGGAAUGGGGCCGGCCUGUACGCGAUGGGCGCCGAGAAGGAGCAGCUGUGCAUGGCGGCAGACUUCUUCCUGUGCCCCUCCCGCUUUGAGCCCUGCGGCCUGGCCGACAUUGAGUUUGGGUGGCUGGGGGCAGUGAUGAUUGGGCACAACACGGGAGGGCUUGGGAAGAUGCCUGGUGUGUACUACACCGCUGAGCUGGACUGCACAGAGGACCAGAGCAUCAGGCUGGCGCUGACGGCACUCAAGGCGCUGGCUUUGCCCGAGGAGGAGCUCAGGCGCCUGGGCACCGAGGCCAUCAAGGCCGACUUCCCGCCCUCCCGCAUGAUCCGGGCCUACGACAAGCGGUGGCGCCGCCUGCACGCCUGCGCCCUCACCGCCGCCACGGGGGAGGCCGGCAUGGCGCCCGGGGAGGGGGAGUUCUACGCUGAGCAGGCUCUGGACCGCACGAUGAGCGUUGUGGCUGUGACGGCUGUGAUUGGCAGCGAGGGCACCACCAACAUCACAGGCUUCCAAGUGGCAGGCAUCAUCCUGCUGGUGAUUGCCGUCUGGCUGGCCCUCUGGCUGCUGCGCCCCCACUCCCUAUCCCCCCACUUUGAGCACCGCCGCCUGCGCCUGCACGGCCAGCUCAGCAUGCUGUUCAAGCAGCGCCACCACUGGAUGCUGGCCGUCACCACCACCACCCUGGACACCGCAAGCGUGGGCUACUGCUUGUCCAUUGUCUGGGACGUUGAUCAAGGGGACGCGCAGUGGUUUGCGCUGGCCAAUGCGCUCACCAGCAUGGUGGCCAUCGGAGCCCUGGGCGCCUUCCUCACAACGAAGCCCGGGCGCCGCUUGGGCCUCAAGCUGAUGUGGGCAAUCGCCGCCACGCCCUGCGUGACGCUGGCACAGGUUGCGCUGAUCAAGUAUGGCGGCUCCGCAGCCACCUGGGUGGCGGCCACCGUGGUUGCUGCGCUGCACGUCAGGACCAACAUGGUGGGCCUGCUGAACCUGCACACGUCGGUGGAGGUGUGGGUUGUGACGGGGACAUACGAGGCGCUGCGUGUGCUGCUGGUAGCCGGCAUGGUGGCCCUCCACCGGCGGGAGAACAUCGCCAAGCCCUGA
Chlorella variabilis is the source of this 1467-nucleotide messenger RNA. RefSeq lists its product as hypothetical. Gene Ontology annotation, molecular function: alpha-1,3-glucan synthase activity. Gene Ontology annotation, biological process: fungal-type cell wall (1->3)-alpha-glucan biosynthetic process. The coding region runs from base 1 to 1467 and encodes 488 amino acids. Gene Ontology annotation, cellular component: fungal-type cell wall. NCBI's taxonomy places the organism in Eukaryota, Viridiplantae, Chlorophyta, Trebouxiophyceae, Chlorellales, Chlorellaceae. The transcript is spliced from 12 exons. The record is from RefSeq and is a predicted model, not a curated record.